This is a messenger RNA of Aspergillus wentii DTO 134E9, 3594 nucleotides long. RefSeq names its product putative Rho guanyl nucleotide exchange factor (Rom2) (gene rom2). NCBI's taxonomy places the organism in Eukaryota, Fungi, Ascomycota, Eurotiomycetes, Eurotiales, Aspergillaceae. Gene Ontology annotation, molecular function: guanyl-nucleotide exchange factor activity. The coding region runs from base 1 to 3594 and encodes 1197 amino acids. The record is from RefSeq and is a predicted model, not a curated record. The transcript has 3 exons. Gene Ontology annotation, biological process: intracellular signal transduction.
AUGGCAGAUUUGGGAGGCCAGAAUGGCCGGAACUACCGGCCUUACGGACACCCUUCGUCCUUCCAGCGAGAUGCCGCGUUUUCUGAGAUCUUCGGCGGGGCACCACCACCGGGACGUUCCCAAACAAUGAAUUCACAGACGCCUCAAUUUUCUCAGGAUCGGGCUCACACAAUGUCAUCACAUGUUCCACAUCCUCAAAUGCAGAGGGGCCCGCCGCCUCCUGCACGGCAGAUGCAGAAUGGAUAUGCACCAGCACAGCCAAAUGGUUACUAUCAAGCAUACCCUGGAGGCGCUACCAUGGCUUCCCAACCUCCUCCACAGAACCUCCCCCGACCGUACCCCGGACGCUUCGCCUAUCCUCAACCCCAGAGAUUGGAUUCAAGACCAGCCCCUGGUCCCCAGUAUCCGGACGUGAAGGGACCAGGUCGGCCGCUGCCCCCACCCGCCCUUAACUCCGAUGGUUAUAGGUCGAGGUCAAUGGCCAGGAUGGGAGCUCAGGGGUACCAACCGCCCCCUAGUAGCUUCAAUCACACAUCUGCCACCGCUUUCCGCCAGCAGCCGUAUCAUUCCUCGUCUCCGAUGACCGCUCAAGGACGACCGGUACCUUCGAGAACCAGUAAUGAACGUGCCAUGUCCAUGACUUCCUACAGCGCAGACCGGGACCAGUCUCAGACCACGAGCACCGGACGAGUGAUUCCAGCCAGACGACAACCCUCUGGGCCGAGUCAACCACCGGUUGUGAGAACCGAAUCGGAACCUGUUCCCCUACCCAACGCCAAUGGACCUCCCCGCCCGCCCAGCGACCCAUCAAUGAGCGCUCGCUCCAUGUCAAUGGCGUCUACUGUUGUGCCGGACCGAACCAUGAGCAUACAGAGCCAGUCGACCCAAAAAUCAAAUGGUCAGACAACACUAGUGUCAAGCAACUCACGCCGUAGCAAGGUACCGCUGGUUUAUCCUGCCCUGCUCUCGCGAAUUGCCGACGUUUUCCGUGAAAGGAUAGCACUAGGUGAACGACAGAAGAACGGGCUAUCAUACCAGAAUGCUUUCACAGGUGCAGAAGCAGUAGAUUUGGUUUCCUACAUCAUCAAAACAAACGAUCGGAAUUUGGCUCUUCUGCUGGGACGUGCUCUUGAUGCGCAGAAGUUUUUCCAUGAUGUCACAUACGACCAUCGCCUUCGAGAUGCUCCAGGUGAGCUUUAUCAGUUCAAGGAAACGAUGGGAGAAGAGGCACCCAGUUCAGAGGUCAAUGGUGUAUUUACGCUUCUAACCGAGUGUUACUCGCCGACCUGUACUCGGGACAGCCUCUGUUACUCAAUUGCAUGCCCAAGAAGACUGGAACAACAGGCACGAUUGAAUCUGAAGCCACAACCGGGACUGCGAACUUCCGCCUCUAAAGGCAGUUUGCACGGCGAUGAUGACAACGACAACCAAAAACUAUGGAUCAACAUGGUUCCCAAGGAGGUUUCCGACACUAUUGAUGACCGGGAAAAGAAACGUCAAGAGAUUAUUUUCGAGAUCAUGUACACUGAGCGUGACUUCGUCAAGGAUUUGGAAUACUUGAGAGAUUUCUGGAUGAGGCCGUUGCGGUCCGCUGGCAAUGCCAAUCUUUCGCCGAUUCCAGAACAUCGACGUGAGAAGUUCAUUCGAACGGUAUUUGGAAACUGCUUGGAAGUCUUGAAGGUUAAUGGUGGAUUGUGUGAAGCCCUCAAUACGAGACAGAAGGAAAUGCACGUUGUUCAAACUGUUGGCGACAUUUUCCUCCAACAUGUGCCAGGAUUCGAUCCCUUCAUCAAGUACGGUGCCAAUCAACUAUACGGCAAAUAUGAAUUUGAGAAGGAAAAAGCAUCGAAUCCAGCGUUCGCAAGAUUUGUGGAAGAGACAGAGCGUCUUAAGGAGUCUCGGAAACUGGAAUUGAACGGAUAUUUGACAAAGCCAACAACACGUCUUGCAAGAUAUCCUCUCCUGCUCGAACAAGUUGUGAAAAAUACGGCAGAGGGAAGUCCAGACAAGGAAGACAUCCCCAAGGCCAUUAAACUUAUCAAAGAUUUCUUGUCACGGGUCAAUACCGAAAGUGGAAGAGCCGAGAAUCAUUUCAACCUUGUGCAGCUGAAUACGGCUUUGAAGUUUGGCCCGGGUGACUAUGUUGACCUGAAGCUCACAGAGGAAAACCGUCAAAUGCUCACCAAAAUGGCGUUUAAGAAAACACCCACCGAUAGCUCUGAAGUUACCGCAUAUCUCUUUGACCAUGCAGUAUUGCUCGUCAGAAUUAAGGUUGUCAAUAAACGCGAAGAGUACCGGGUUUACAGGAAGCCCAUUCCUCUUGAACUCUUGGUCAUCGCUCAAAUGGAUGAGGUGAUUCCAAGGGUUGGAAUCGCCAAGAGGCCUUCAUCUAGUUUACUUUCCAACAAGGCUGCCGCAAACCCUCCUACUACGAAAGAUGGACUUCCCAUCACUUUUAGGCAUCUUGGAAAGGGCGGGUACGAACAGACCUUGUAUGCUACAUCUCCAACGCAAAGGCGGAAGUUCAUUGAAAUGGUCGAGGAACAGCAAAGAAAACUCAGGGAGCGAAAUAGCAACUUCUACAAGAAAACUGUUCUCUGUGAGAAUUUCUUCACAAGUGUCAACCGGGUUAAUUGUCUUGUUCCAGUCGACGGUGGCAGGAAAUUGGUCUAUGGUACGGAUAGUGGUAUCUACCUAUCAGAGCGUUGGCCGAAGGACAAAUCUGCGAAGCCAAGGAGAGUUCUUGAUGUCAGUGGGGUUACUCAAAUAGAUACCCUGGAGGGGUAUCAGCUGCUCCUUGUUUUGGCGAACAAAACACUCUCCUCGUAUCCAAUGGAUGCUCUUGAGAUAGUCGAAGGCCAGAAUACUCUAGCAAAGCGGCCCAAGAAGAUCCAAGGCCAUGCAAACUUUUUCAAGGCUGGAAUCGGACUCGGACGGCAUCUUGUCUGUUCCGUUAAGACCUCUGCCCUGUCGACCACCAUCAAGGUUUACGAACCAAUGGACAACCUGGCCAAGGGAAAGAAGAAGUCCGCCGUCAGUAAAAUGUUCCAAAGUGGCCAGGAUACUUUGAAGCCAUUUAAGGAAUAUUACAUCCCCGCCGAAUCUUCGUCCAUACACUUCCUUCGAUCGACACUCUGUGUUGGAUGUGCCCGUGGUUUUGAAGUGGUCAGUCUUGAAACCACCGAAACACAGUCACUCCUAGAUCAGGCCGACACGUCCCUUGAUUUCGUUGCAAGGAAAGAAAACGUCAAGCCAAUCUAUAUUGAACGAAUGAAUGGCGAAUUCCUUCUCAACUACAGCGACUUUUCCUUCUUUGUCAACCGAAACGGCUGGCGUGCCCGUUCAGAUUGGAAGAUCUCUUGGGAGGGUAAUCCCAACGCAUUUGCGCUUUCUUACCCCUACAUCCUCGCUUUCGAGCCGAACUUCAUCGAGAUCAGACAUAUUGAGACGAGCGAGUUGAUUCAUAUCAUGACUGGGAAGAACAUUCGCAUGUUACAUUCCUCCACAAGAGAGAUCCUUUACGCCUACGAAGAUGAAACCAACACGGAUGUGGUGGCCAGUUUGGAUUUCUGGAGCCAGCCGCAGCAGCAUUAG